Musca domestica (house fly) is the source of this 2032-nucleotide messenger RNA. RefSeq lists its product as uncharacterized. Bases 278 to 1240 code for a protein of 320 amino acids. NCBI's taxonomy places the organism in Eukaryota, Metazoa, Arthropoda, Insecta, Diptera, Muscidae. The record is from RefSeq and is a predicted model, not a curated record. The transcript is spliced from 7 exons.
UUUGCGAACGUUAGAAUUAGUUUCUGGUGCUGAUAUAUCGGCGGGACGAGGAGUUAUUUAAGAGAGGAAGCAAGGAGUUAUUGCGUUGGAAGAUGUUGUUGUUUUUAAUUCGUAUGUAUUUCUUGUUGUUUGUUGAAAUCUUACGGUGUUUGAUUUGAUGAUGUUGUAUUUUGGUAAAUGCAUUCAGUGUGCUUUAGACUUUCGUCGCGUUAAGUGUGCUAAAAAAGUGAAUAGUGAUUUUUAAAAAGUGAAAAAAAGUUCCUGUGAAUGCGUAAAAAUGGAAAAUAAUAAGUUGAAAACUUCUACAGCCGAUGACAACAUUGAAAAUUUAUUAAAAAUAUGGAAGCUGGAACACUUACAGAACCACUUUGUCGAACACCGUAUUACUCAUGAAGUGUUAAGCAUAUUGACACCACGGCAUAUAGAAAUAUUAUUUCAGGGAUUGGCAGUAGGAGAUAUGGCGAUAUUUCAAAAGAAUUUAAAACAGUGUCAACUAGAAUCCAACAAUGCAGAAAAAACCCCUAAAACAAAUACCACUUUGGAAUUCAGUGAUUGUGGUUUAGUCAAAAAACCAGUUCCACCAGUAAAGGAUAUGCUGAUGGAUUCACAGAAUGGGAGAUUGCUUUUAAAGCAUUAUGCAAAGCAUAAUCUUUUCAACGAGCAACAGCGCAACUUACUUAUAAACACACUCGCUAAGUAUAUUGAGUCUAAGGGAUAUCCUUGCUCACUUGCGGAUAGUGAUGAAAUAGAAAAUCAAAUUUGUGUGCUAUUUCCAACGGAGUCGAAGGAUUAUUACACUUCGGGAAAAAGGGGUAGAUUGUAUAAUAAAAUAUACAAUUUAAAACGAUACACCAAAAGUCUAUCGAAGGAGAAUGAACCUAUUUGUGGAUCUGUAAAUAAAACGACCGAAAGCAAAAAAUUUGUUCCAGAAGCUGAGUCAGAUUUCGCUCUCCGUGGUAUUCGAAACGAAAAUACUACUGCUGACGAAUUCGAUAUUUACUGGAGAAAAUGUUCUCAGCUUAGAUUUUCCCAAAUUGAACAUUCAGAGAGCACAAAUGACAUUUUGAAAAUUUGGCCGGAGUACAAAAAGCCUUCUGGAAUUAGUAUGAUCGAUAUAGAUUUUUCACUUAAAUACCCUAAAUCCUGUAAUCUUAUUUUAAAGUGGCCACUUUACGAGAGGAAAAUCUGGCAUUUAAUAUCAUCUAAAAUUUCAUCCAAAUUGAAUCAAAAAUUUUUUUAAUAUUUUGGAAUUUGCACCAUAUUUUUCCACCACAACAAAAGCAAAUAACAGACAAAACUGGCGCAAAAAUUAAAAGGAAGUACUCCAUACCUAACUCACAAAAUUCUUUUGCUCUUAUUGCCGAAAACAACAAAGAAAUGGAUUUAAAAGUGGAACUGUUAAAACUGCGCAAUACCAAUAUCCAGCCUCUACUGCUUGUUACGGGAGAACCGCAAAAUGUCAAACAAAUAUACAUUUAUUUCGAUGGAAUACGUUUUCCAAUUUUAAAAGUUUUAACGGCUGUAGAUUUGUUGUUUAAAAUAUUUUUUGUAUUUAAUUUAGAAUUUCCCGACGAAUCUAAUAUUUUUUACAACUUUAUUCAAACCUUUUUCUAUGAAAUUAAAUUUGACAAGAAAUGUCCAAAAAUCGCUAUGAUACAAAAUGAAAUUUUAAAUUUAACGUAAAAACUAAAAUGUAAAUCACACCAUUUGUAAGACUUGAUUCGUUUUAUAACCACUUUUUAAUUAAUUAUAUAUUUCAAUGCAACAAUUGAAAGAUUUAAUUUUUAUUGUAUGUAAUCAUUCCAUUCCCUUUGUAUAUAAAUAUAUAUUCUUAUUCUAUGAAUUAUAUAAAAAUAAACCCAAAAUUGUAUGUUCAUUAAAUACAUUACUUCGUUGUUUUUUCUUGUUGUUGUCAUACGAGACACAUACAUAACAUAUAUACAUAAAUGUGUGUAUGUAUAUAUUUUUUGUGUUUGUAUUUUACAAAAAAAAAAAAACAACAAAGGGUUUGCCUACAUGAACAUUUCUUGAU